Suillus fuscotomentosus is the source of this 1757-nucleotide messenger RNA. Its product is annotated as ammonium transporter. NCBI's taxonomy places the organism in Eukaryota, Fungi, Basidiomycota, Agaricomycetes, Boletales, Suillaceae. Bases 156 to 1598 code for a protein of 480 amino acids. The transcript is spliced from 6 exons. Gene Ontology annotation, molecular function: ammonium channel activity. Gene Ontology annotation, biological process: ammonium transmembrane transport. Gene Ontology annotation, cellular component: plasma membrane. The record is from RefSeq and is a predicted model, not a curated record.
CAUAAUCGAUGCGUCAAAUGCUAUCUUGAAAAAGAGACAGGGUGACACACCGUGAGGCAAUAGCGAUUCUGCCAACAGGUCUUCGACCCAAUAUUUCUCUUAUAUCUUACAGGUUCAACGGUGGAGACGUCUCUUUCAUUAUUGUGGCAUCUGCCAUGGUAUUUUUCAUGAUACCUGGUCUCUCUUUUCUGUAUUCUGGAUUAUCCAGAAGAAAGUCCGCAUUGUCGCUUAUCUGGGUGGUUUCUGCUAGCAAUGCAGUCUGUAUCUUUCAGUGGUACUUCUGGGGUUAUUCCUUGGCAUUUUCGCCAACCGCAAACAACGGAUUCAUAGGAAACUUGGCGAACUUUGGCCUGAUAAACGUCCUCAACGAACCUUCCCCAGGUUCCCCUCUAAUUCCUGCGCUAUUGUACGCAUUAUACCAAAUGGAAUUCGCAUGCGUCACAGUAGGAAUACUGGUGGGCGGGAUCGCCGAGCGAGGUCGGGUACUCCCAGCGAUGGUCAUCACAUUCUUUUGGUUGACCUUAGUUUAUUGCCCCAUUGCUUGCUGGGCGUGGAACAUAAACGGCUGGGGUUUUAAAUUCGGUGUUCUUGACUUUGCAGGCGGAGGUCCCGUGGAAAUCGGAAGCGGGGUAGGAGGUCUUGCCUAUGCCUGGGUGCUUGGCCGCAGACAGGACAAGGAGCUCCAGAACUUCAGACCACACAAUGUAUCUAUGGUCAACCUGGGCACCUUUAUCCUCUGGUUUGGUUGGCUAGGUUUCAACGGUGGGAGUGCUUUUGGUGCAAACCUGCGUGCCGUCAUGGCCAUGUGGAACUCUAUGAUCGCUGCUACAUUUGGCGGUAUCGUUUGGUGUCUCAUCGACUACCGCCUAGAACGGAAGUAUAGUAUGGUCGGAUUCUGUUCGGGCACCAUCGCUGGUCUCGUUGCGGCCACGCCUGCUGCAGGAUUCGUCAAGCCCUGGGCGGCAGUCAUUAUGGGCAUUUUUACCGGCGCUAUAUGUAACUACGCAACUAAAUUGAAGUUCCUUCUCGCAAUAGAUGAUUCACUUGAUCUUUUUGCCGAGCACGCUAUCGGCGGGAUCUUGGGUCUCAUGACGAACGCAUUUUUUGCUACUGAAGCCGUUAUUGGCCUAGAUGGCGUCAACACGAAUGUCAUUGGCGGCUGGGUCGACCACAAUUGGAAGCAGCUUUACAUUCAGUUCGCCUAUAUCAUCGCGACAUGUUUAUAUACAUUCGUCGUCACUGCUCUGAUUGUCCAUUAUGUCGACACAAUCCCUGGUCUCAGCAUACGCGUACCAGCUGGGAGCGAAUCACUCGGUCUUGACGAGGUCGAGAUCGGUGAAUACGCGAAUGACUACAUCGAAGUAUGGCGUGACGUUAUGGAGCCGACCCUCACGACCACCUUAGAUCCACGUGAAUCAACGCUCGACACGAUCACCUGUGCUGUCGGACGCAGCCAAGCAGUUUCGCAAGAAAUUUCAGCGUGCAAUUUCCAAGUUCACGAUGGUUUGCACGUUCGUGAAUCGGAUGUGGGUGAGAAGCCCGUUGAGCUGGAAGUACUGCAAGGGCGGCGCGGGGCCAGAAUAUCCGUGAUUGCAUGAUGGUGUGGGCUUGUUCACUGAGUGACCAUAUCCCUGAUUUCCCUUGGCAUCUCCUUUUUAUCACAAGCAUUGUAUGCACUCGCUUUGUCUCCUUUGCCGUAGCCGGGGUCGGUGACCCUAUGACGAAUGAAACUCAUACCUCACGUCACCCUAAAAUAA